Messenger RNA from Emiliania huxleyi CCMP1516, 534 nucleotides. RefSeq lists its product as hypothetical. Lineage: Eukaryota; Haptophyta; Isochrysidales; Noelaerhabdaceae. Gene Ontology annotation, cellular component: plasma membrane. The transcript has a single exon. The annotation marks the transcript as partial. The record is from RefSeq and is a predicted model, not a curated record.
AUGUUUCGAUGGUUCGUUUGUCUGCUUCUGGUCGCUGCGCUGACGCUCGCCUACAGACGCACACCGGGUGACGACGCGAUCAUCGUGCUAGCAGGCGGCGUCGGCGACGAUGGCGUGCCUCACGAGGCGGUCAUGCGACGACUCCGCCGGGCGGCUGAGCUCUACGCAGCGCAGGCAGCCGCAGGAUUGCGUCCAGGCAUCGUGUGCAACGGUGGUGGCACGACGCACAAGCCAAAGUGGGUGGACGCGAACGGAUAUGCUGUCCCGGAGGCCGCGCUCAUGGGCAAGCAGCUUGAGGCGAUGGGGGUGCGCGCCGAGGACAUCUACGUUGAGGGCUACAGCGACGAUACCAUCGGCAACGCCUUCUUCGCGCGCGUGAUGCACAUCGACGUCCGUCCAGACUGGUCCAGGCUGCGCAUCAUCACGUCGGAAUUCCAGAUGAAGCGCACGCAAGCCAUCUACGACUGGGUCUUCAAGGGGCUGCAGCCGCUGCCCGCGCAGGGUAGAGAGGUCACCUAUGACGCCGUGGACGAC